Labeo rohita (rohu) is the source of this 2409-nucleotide messenger RNA. RefSeq lists its product as uncharacterized. Gene Ontology annotation, molecular function: zinc ion binding; DNA-binding transcription factor activity. Lineage: Eukaryota; Metazoa; Chordata; Actinopteri; Cypriniformes; Cyprinidae. The transcript is spliced from 10 exons. The coding region runs from base 92 to 2353 and encodes 753 amino acids. The record is from RefSeq and is a predicted model, not a curated record.
GCAACGAGGGGCUGCCGUUACGGUCUCGCGAGACUUUCACAGAAUGAUGAUGCUGCGACCCUGCUUACUAAUGUGAACCCGAAAUAAAAUAAUGGGGAGCGUUGAAACCUUCGAGUCUCUUGAAGAUUUCAAUGCAUGUCUUCAGCAGUACGAAGAAGACACGAACACAAAGUUUGUCGUUUUGAAAAGCGAUCGUGCAUUUGGCAAAAAUGAUCUGACAGUGGAAAAACAGCUACAGUGGGAAGUGAAGACCGUUCCCUUCAAUGGUGUGCCUUUCAAGAUUAUUGGGAAAAAGACAUAUAUAUGUCACCAAGGAAGAGACAAGCAUGCCAAAGCCAAACAAAGACGUCAGGAGAGUAAAGCACAAGGUCAUGAAUAUUCAUGCCUUAAAACAAGACGCUUGAUGCAGCCAACUAAAAAAAUGGGUUGUCCUGCAACCAUAAAUGUGGUUCAUAUUGCGAGGUUUCCAGAGUAUAAAAUAACUGAAGAUAACCCAUAUCAGAAACGAGAAAUGUCAUCAGCUGUUAGAGAAGCGCUGAGACUUGAUCCAAAACGUGUGCGCACAGAAGAAAUGUUUGCGGCCAGUUUCCCAGAUAUUAAAGAGCAUCAAAACCACCCCAUUUUUGGAAAGGAAUCAAGAGACAUUUCGAACAUCAUAAAAAAAGUCAAGGCAGGAAACAGGAAGUCUAGUGCAGACCAUCAUAAUCUACAGGCCUUGGUAAACACAUGGAAAGAAGAGGGCUGUUCUGUUGAGUACAGACCCUCUCAGAAGGAGGAGGAUGGUAGCGUUUUGAAAAUGCUGCUGUGCUUGCAAACACCUUGGCAGAAGAGGCUUAUGUUACUGUAUGGACAGCACAUGUGCUUACUGGAUGAAACUUAUCGAGCUGGCAGAAAUUCACUGCCGCUCUAUUUUCUGUGGGUGAGGACAAAUGUGAGCUACGCUGCUGUUGGAGUGUUUGUCACUCAGACAGAGACUAAAGAGGACAUCGCAGAAGCCUUGAAGGUGUUUCAGAAGUGGAAUUCAGACUGGAAUCCAUCACACUUCAUGGUGGACUUCUGCGAGGCGGAAAUCAGUGCUUUAGAGGAGGUGUUUAAGGGCUCUAAAGUGCUCCUCUGUGAUGUUCACCAAGAGAAGGCAUGGACGGAGUGGACAAGAAAAAAGGACAAUGGUGUGGCAUCUCAGGAAGAGGUUCUUAAACUUCUACGGGCCAUUGCAGAUUCUCAGACGAAUGAGGAGUUUGAGAAGAACACUGUUACCCUUCAACAACAUCCAGACUGGCAGUCAAAUGAGAAGCUGAAAAAGUUUGUCAGCACAUGGCUUGUUCAUGCAGAGAGGUGGGUGAACAUGUUAGGAAAUGUGCAUGUAAAUGUGGUCGCUUUUAAAAAUAAAGGUGUUGAAAGGGAAAAGGAUGUGCUGAAGCAUUCACACCUCAAGGGACACAGAAACUGCAGUCUCAGCGAAACUCUAAUAGUCAUUAUGAAACACUUCCUGCCAAGAUCGUAUCAAAAGUAUGUUGAAUUAAAUAUCAAAUGCUCAAAUGGCAAAUAUAGCACCAAUGUGCCUUGUUAUGUAAAGCACAGACCAAGAGUUAUUGCUCAACACAUUAUGAAACAGCACCAAGAGUCACUGCUCUAUAACACAAGUGACAUAAUGUCUUCUGGAAAAAACAUCUUCAGUGUUCACAGUCAAACUUCACAGGAAAAACAUCAGGUGAAUUUUGGAACCGACGAUGAGUUGCCUUCAUGUACGUGCAUUGACUGGCAGAGACAUCUUCUCCCGUGCCAGCAUUUCUGUGCAAUUUUUACCUUAGUUCCUGGCUGGGGUUGGGAGAAUCUGAGUGCUGCGUACAGGACGAACCCUCUCUUCACGUUUGACGAAGUUUGCCUGGGACAAUCUGGGACGCUUCCAGCUGAUCUUCAAGGCGAAGAGGUUUUGAAGAACAAUCAGGAGAACGAUACUAAUCCAGAGAGAGACAGCUGCACCUCCAGUCCAGAGAGAUGUCCGUCUCCCGCUGCUCCCUUUGAGACCAUCCUGACCUCUCCUAAUGCAGAAAAAAGAGAAAAGUGUGGUACCUUGUUAAAGGAGAUAUCAGAAUUGACAUGCUACAUACAGGAUAGGACAUUUCUAGAUUCAGUAGCCGAUCGCCUUAAGGAUCUGUUAGAAGAUAUAAGGCGACACACACACCAUGAUGACAUCCUUGACCUUUCCUGUGCACCACCAUCCAAGAAAUUGUGUUCAGCGACUGCUGGACUCCCAGAGCCACUUAAUAAAGUACCUGAAAGAUGCCCCAUAUCUGGAAUAGUUGGCAGUCAAGCCGAGUUAGUCAGGGCGACGCCUACAAAUGACUUUUGAACUACAUUUUAGGGUGUUUCUUCACUUGUGAUUUGUGGUUGUAAACAUUUUUGUCA